AUGGCGGCGAUCGUCGUCGACGCUCUAGACGCGGGCUACUACGCAACGACAUGCCCGGACGCAGAGGCGAUCGUGGAGGACGCCAUGUCGCGGCUCCACUACACGGACCCAACCCUAUCUCCGGCCAUCAUCCGGAUGCUGCUCCACGACUGCUUCGUCCGCGGCUGCGACGCCUCCGUCAUGAUCGUGCCCACGCCGCCGCUCCACCACCCGGCGACCUCCUCCGAGCGCACCGCCGUCCCCAACCACACGCUCCGCGGCUUCACCGCCGUCGACGCCGUCAAGCGCGCGGUCGACGACGCGUGCCGCGGCGGUGGUGUCGACCUGCCCGCGCCGUUCGCGAAGCUCGCCGACGUUCUGGAUUACUUCGCCGCUAGGGGUUUCUCGGCCGAGGAGACCGUCGUGCUCUUCGGCGCACACACCGUCGGCGGCGCGCACUGCUCCUCGUUCCGGUACCGUCUCACCGGAGGACCUGGCGACGGUACCAUGGACGAGACGCUCCGCCGCGACAUGCUCGACGAGUGCGGCGCCGAGGAGCUGCCGCUGGAGACCGACCCGGCCGUGUUCUUCGACCCGGACUCGCCGUUCGCCGUCGACAACAACUUUUACAGGCAGCUGAUGAGCAACCGGACGCUGCUGCAGGUGGAUCAGGAGGCCGCCGUCAACCCCAGCACCGCGCCGCACGUCGCCUACUACGCCGCCAACCCCGACGCGUUCGUGCGGAGGUUCUCUGAGGUCAUGGCCAAGCUCAGCAACGUCGGCGUGCUCGAGGGCGACGCCGGUGAGGUCAGGAAGCUCUGCUCAAGGUACAACGACACUUAA
Messenger RNA from Sorghum bicolor (sorghum), 822 nucleotides. Its product is annotated as peroxidase 44. Bases 1 to 822 code for a protein of 273 amino acids. Lineage: Eukaryota; Viridiplantae; Streptophyta; Magnoliopsida; Poales; Poaceae. Gene Ontology annotation, molecular function: heme binding; peroxidase activity. The transcript has 2 exons. Gene Ontology annotation, biological process: response to oxidative stress; hydrogen peroxide catabolic process. The record is from RefSeq and is a predicted model, not a curated record.